Messenger RNA from Colletotrichum navitas, 1665 nucleotides. Its product is annotated as tRNA pseudouridine synthase A. Gene Ontology annotation, biological process: mRNA pseudouridine synthesis; tRNA pseudouridine synthesis. The transcript has a single exon. Gene Ontology annotation, molecular function: pseudouridine synthase activity; RNA binding. Gene Ontology annotation, cellular component: cytoplasm; nucleus. Lineage: Eukaryota; Fungi; Ascomycota; Sordariomycetes; Glomerellales; Glomerellaceae. The coding region runs from base 1 to 1665 and encodes 554 amino acids. The record is from RefSeq and is a predicted model, not a curated record.
AUGGCCGACGCCAGCGGGAGGUACCACUCGUGGGAGAAGGACCGCCUCAUCGCGCGCAUCAGACAGCUUGAGCACGCGCUGGAAAAGCAAAACGACGCCUCGGCGCGCAAGCCCACGGGGGCCGGCGCCGGCUCCGGCACGGCGAUGCCAGAUGCCGCCGGCGGCGGAGCCCCGCCCCCGGCAAAGAAGCGGAAGAAGGACGCCAAAAAGAUAGACGCCUCCCGCUACUCGACGCGCUUCAUCGCCCUCAAGCUCGCAUACCUGGGGAAGCGCUACGGCGGCUUCGAGUACGCUGACUCAGCGAGCCUGCCGACCAUCGAGGGCGAGCUGUGGGACGCACUAACCAAGGCGUGCCUCAUCUUCCCCGAGGACCCGGAUGUCGUCAACUUUGACUGCUGCGAGUACUCCAAGUGCGGCAGGACGGACCGCGGCGUCAGCGCCUUUGGCCAGGUCAUCGCCCUGCGGGUGCGGAGCAACAAGCCGCUGCCCAAGAAGCCGGAGGAGGAAGCCGUCGCUGCCGAGGCGGAAGAGGGGGAUACGGCGAUGGCAGGGACCGCCGAAGAGGACGAGAAGAAGAAGCAGGAACAGACGCAGGAGCAGAAGAAGAAGCCCGAAAAGGAGUGGGACGACAUCAACGACGAGAUCCAGUACAUCAAGGUGCUCAACCGCCUCCUCCCGGACGACAUCCGAAUCACCGCUUGGUGCCCGUCCCCGCCGCCGGAGUUCUCAGCGCGCUUCUCCUGCGAGGAGCGGCAGUACCGCUACUUCUUCACGCAGCCGGCCUUCACGCCGACGGCCGCGACCUCGGACGGCACCCCGAGCGGCCUGCGGGAGGGCUACCUCGACAUCGAGGCCAUGAACGAGGCGGCGCAGCGCUUCGUCGGCGACCACGACUUCCGCAACUUCUGCAAGGUCGACGGCAGCAAGCAGAUCACCAACUUCGAGCGGCGCAUGUUCGAGGCCGGCGUCGAGGAGGUGCGGGACGUCGGCUCGGCGCUGCCGUACCUGGGGCGCAGCGCCGCCGACGGCGGCCAGCUGCCCAAGGUGUACUCGUUCAACAUUCGCGGUACGGCGUUCCUGUGGCACCAGAUCCGGCACAUGGUGACGAUCCUCUUCCUCGUCGGCCAGCGCCUCGAGCGGCCGGAGCUCGUUACGGAGCUCCUCGACGUGGAAAAGUCGCCCCGGAAGCCCAACUACGACCUCGCCCACGAGAUACCCCUGGUGCUCUGGAACUGCGUGUUCCCCGGCGACCCCGAGAGCCGGACGACCGCCGGGGCCGAAGAUGCCCUGCGCUGGGUGCACGGCGAGGCCGAUAUCGUCGAGAGCCUGUGGGCGCACUACCGCGAGAAGAAGAUGGACGAGCUGCUGGCCAACCGGCUACUGGACCUCGUCUCGAGCCAGGUGCAGGGCACUGAGGCCAAGACCAAGGGGAAGCGGGUUUUCCAGGGGGGCCACCAGGGGAAACUGGCGGGCGGGUACGUGCCGAUCGCCAACAAGCAGCUGACGCCGACGCCCGAGGAGAUCAACAACCGGUUUGCGCAGCGCAAGGGGUUCAAAGACUCGGACGCGAUGAGGGAGUCCAAGAAUUGGAGGAAGGUCGUCAAGGACGCCAAGCAGGCGGGCGCCGCCGCCGCUGCUGCGACGGUUGGAGACGGUGAUGAGUAG